Pelodiscus sinensis (Chinese soft-shelled turtle) is the source of this 1002-nucleotide messenger RNA. Its product is annotated as olfactory receptor 52E4-like. Gene Ontology annotation, biological process: G protein-coupled receptor signaling pathway. The record is from RefSeq and is a predicted model, not a curated record. Gene Ontology annotation, cellular component: plasma membrane. Gene Ontology annotation, molecular function: olfactory receptor activity; G protein-coupled receptor activity. NCBI's taxonomy places the organism in Eukaryota, Metazoa, Chordata, Testudines, Trionychidae.
AUGAUUAGGUGUGUGGAGCAGCUUUCAUAUGAGGAGACGUUGCUCUGCAUCAGGAUCGGACACCUUCUCUCUGACUCCAUGUCAGAUCCCUCCACCUUCAUCCUGAUGGGCAUCCCUGGCCUGGAGGCCACCCAUGUCUGGAUCUCCAUCCCCUUCUGCAUCAUGUACAUCAUAGCCAUCUUGGGAAACUUGACCAUCCUCUUCAUCGUGAAGACAGAGCCGAGGCUCCACCAGCCCAUGUACUAUUUCCUCUGCAUGCUGGCCAUCACCGACCUGGUCCUGUCCACAUCCACCCUUCCCAAAAUGCUGAGCAUCUUCUGGUUCAAUUCCAGGGAGAUCAAAUUCAGUGCCUGCCUCGCCCAAAUAUUCUUUGUUUACUGCUUCUCCGUGAUUGAGUCAGGGAUCUUCGUGGCCAUGGCUUUUGAUCGCUACGUGGCCAUCUGCCACCCCCUGAGACAUUCCACCAUCCUGACAAACUCCGUGGUGGCCAAGAUUGGCUUGGCUGUAUUGCUGCGAGCUGUCAUGCUCACAUUGCCCUAUCCCUUCCUGGUGAGACAGUGGCCAUAUUGCAGAACCAACAUCAUCCCUCACACGCACUGCGAGAACAUCCCUGUGGUGAAGCUGGCUUGCGCCGACAUCAGCCUCAGUAGUUCCUACGGCCUCUUUGAGCUACUUUGUGGGGAAGGUCUGGACACAUUUUUUAUUGCCAUGUCCUAUUUCCUGAUCCUCCGGGCCAUCUUCAACCUCCCCACAAAAGAAUCCCGGCUCAAAGCUUUUGGGACCUGUGGCUCCCACGUCUGUGCCAUCUUAGCUUUUUACGUCCCUGGUUUUUUCUUCUCCUUCACACAGCGCUUUGGCCAGAAUCUGGCAUUGUAUUUCCAUGCUCUCAUUGGCAACGUGUACCUCCUGGUGCCCCCCAUGCUAAGCCCCAUCAUCUAUGGGCUGAGGACCAAACAGAUCCGGGAGAAGCUGCGUCUGCUCUUUACUCGUAAAAGGACCUGA